AUGAAGAUUUUCGCGACUGUGCUGUCCCUGGCCCUGCCCGCCGCGGCAGUGACCAUCAGCGAGAUCAAUGGCAAUGCAUUCCUCUCUCCGUUUAACGGCGAAAGUGUCUCUGGCGUGGAAGGCCUGGUAACAGCCAUAGGCGGAGAGGGUUUCUUCCUUCGCUCGACAAACCCUGACUCCGACGAUGCUACGUCCGAGUCCAUCUAUGUCUACGGAAACAGCUCUGUCUCCAAAGUCAGCGUGGGCGACAUCAUCACCCUCAGCGGAAAGGUGUCUGAGUAUCGCUCUUCAGACGACUACCUGUACCUGACGGAGAUCACCUCCCCGUCCAGUAUUGUCGUGAAGUCUAGUGGGAAUGAAGUAACGCCCGUCGUGAUUGGAAAAGACCGCUCGCCCCCGACAGAAGAGUAUUCUAGCCUUGAUACUGGCGAUGUCCUUGCCGUGCCGAACAACGUCAGUCAGAUCUCUGUCGAUAACCCGGUUCUCCAGCCCGAUAAAUACGGGAUGGACUUUUGGGAGAGUCUCAGUGGCGAGCUUGUCUCGCUUACUGGCGUGACUCUCAUCACCAAGCCGAACCAGUAUGGCGAUGUCUUUGUGCGCGGUGACUGGGCCGUAACUGGGCUAAACGGGCAUGGUGGCUUGACACAGACGGAAAAAGACUCCAACCCUGAAGCAAUUAAAAUCGGUACACCCCUCGACGGAACGAGCAACUCGGACUCGUCAAAGGUCGGCGAUACCGUUGAAGACGUUACCGGCGUCGUGCAGUGGAAUUACGGCCAGUACAUGGUCCUUCCGUUGACAGCCCUAAAAGUAACUGGGUCAAACGACACGACCGCCUCUCCUUCAGCCUUAACCGGCGACGGAACGUGCGAGGCCCUUGCGAUCGGCUCGUACAAUGUGGAGAACCUGACGCCUACAUCUGACAACAUUGAGGCUAUCGCAGACCACAUCGCCAACUACCUCAACGGGCCGGCGAUCAUGUGCCUGCAAGAAAUCCAGGACAACACCGGUGCAACAGACGAUGGCGUCGUUGAUGCAAACGUCACGCUGUCCACGCUGGCGGAACUCAUCUCCGCCGCCGGCGGCCCAGACUACGACUUCACCGAGAUCGCUCCUAUCGACGGCGAAGACGGCGGCGAACCGGGUGGGAAUAUCCGUGUCGCAUACCUGUACGAUCCAACGAUCGUGCAGCUGCACAACCCAAACCCAGGCACAUCCACCGAUGCAAACGAGGUCCAGUCGGGCCCGGAGCUGAAAUACAACCCCGGUCUCAUUGACCCGACCAAUGAAGCGUGGGAGGCAUCCCGCAAGCCCCUCGUCGCAGCGUGGGAGACAGUUGACGGCAAGAAUACGUUCUACACCAUCAACGUCCAUUUCACGAGCAAGGGUGGCGGCUCAUACCUGCAAGGCGAUGAGCGUCCGCCCGUAAACGGGGGCGUUGAGCAACGCACCGCGCAGGCCGAAGUUGUCGCUUCCUUCAUCACCUCCAUCCUUGAAGAAGACGCCUCGGCCAAAAUCCUCACAACCGGUGACUUCAACGAGUUCACCUUCGCGGCGCCGCUCAAGACAUUCGUCUCGGCUUCUGGACUCCAAGACCUCGACGAGGUGGUCGGGGUAGACCCACUAGAACGCUACACGUAUAUCUAUGACAGUAACCACGAGCAGCUGGACCAUAUGUUUGUUUCUGAGGCGUUGGCGGAAGGGGCGCGCAUGGAACAUGUCCAUGUUAAUACGUGGGUCAAUUAUGAUGACGCGCCGUCGGAUCAUGAUCCGUCUGUGGCUGUCCUGAAUGUUUGUGAAUGA
This is a messenger RNA of Aspergillus nidulans FGSC A4, 1803 nucleotides long. Its product is annotated as endonuclease/exonuclease/phosphatase family protein. Bases 1 to 1803 code for a protein of 600 amino acids. The record is from RefSeq and is a predicted model, not a curated record. Lineage: Eukaryota; Fungi; Ascomycota; Eurotiomycetes; Eurotiales; Aspergillaceae. Gene Ontology annotation, molecular function: catalytic activity. The transcript has 3 exons.